Messenger RNA from Nymphalis io (European peacock), 5330 nucleotides. It is a transcript of the gene fliI, whose product is annotated as protein flightless-1. The coding region runs from base 60 to 3797 and encodes 1245 amino acids. Gene Ontology annotation, molecular function: phosphatidylinositol-4,5-bisphosphate binding; actin filament binding. Gene Ontology annotation, biological process: myofibril assembly; barbed-end actin filament capping; actin filament severing. The transcript is spliced from 23 exons. NCBI's taxonomy places the organism in Eukaryota, Metazoa, Arthropoda, Insecta, Lepidoptera, Nymphalidae. Gene Ontology annotation, cellular component: nucleus; cytoplasm; actin cytoskeleton. The record is from RefSeq and is a predicted model, not a curated record.
AAGUAUUUCAUGGAGCACAGACGAAACCAAUGUUUUAAAAUUUUUAUAUCGUUAAAAACAUGGCAAACACAGGCUUAUUGCCUUUUGUGCGUGGUGUUGAUUUCACUUGCAAUGACUUUAGUGGCGACAAAUUUCCCGAUGCAAUUCGUUACAUGACCGGGCUUCAAUGGCUCAGGCUUGAUAAAACAAAUUUAGAGGAAAUUCCUGAGGAAUUAGGAAAGCUUAUGAAAUUGGAAAAUUUGUCUUUGAAGAAGAAUAACUUAGAAAAGUUAUUUGGAGAAUUGACAGAAUUAAAAUGUUUGCGUUCAUUAAAUGUAAGGCACAACAAUGUGAAAAGCUCAGGAAUACCAGCUGAAUUGUUUCGUUUAGAAGAAUUGACAACUUUAGACCUAUCUCAUAAUAGAUUAAAAGAAGUACCUGAAGGAUUAGAAAAAGCCAAAUCCCUUCUUGUUCUAAACCUUAGUAAUAAUAAAAUUGAAUGUAUACCGCCGACACUGUUUGUUCAGCUGACAGAUCUAUUGUUUCUAGAUCUUUCUAAUAACUCUCUGGAAACUCUUCCUCCUCAAACUAGAAGACUGGCUAAUCUGCAAACACUUAUACUUAAUGAUAACCCACUUGGACUAUUUCAGUUGAGACAGUUACCAUCACUACAGAGUCUGGAGACUCUACAUAUGCGUAAUACACAGAGAACCCUAGCAAAUCUACCAACGUCCCUUGAAACUCUUUGCAACUUGUCUGAUGUGGACUUAUCCAAAAAUGCGCUAACAAAAGUACCUGAUGCGCUCUAUUCCUUACAAAACUUGAAAAGGCUCAAUCUAAGUGAUAAUGAAAUCACCGAAAUUUCGACAGCGAUGGACAUUUGGCAAAAACUGGAAAGUUUUAAUCUGUCACGUAAUAAGUUGACCGUGCUGCCAGCUUCGUUGUGCAAGCUACAAAACUUGAGACGACUCCACGUGGAUGACAACAAACUGGACUUCGAGGGUAUACCUUCCGGUAUAGGCAAGCUCGGUAACUUGGAAGUAUUCUCCGCUGCUAACAAUGCUCUAGAAAUGAUACCCGAAGGACUAUGCAGAUGCGGAUCCUUAAAGAAACUUAAUCUGAGUUGUAAUAAGCUGAUCACGUUACCGGACGCGAUACAUUUACUGAGUGACCUUGAGAGUUUACAACUACACGGUAAUCCAGACCUCGUAAUGCCGCCGAAGCCCGUGGAGAGGCCCCGCGGCGCCGGCCUCCAGUACUAUAAUAUCGACUUCUCUCUGCAAACCCAGUUGCAACUGGCGGGCGCAGCGACGCCGGAACUUUCGGCGCCCUGCUUGUCGGGUGCCAAGUCGGACCCUAUAGCGCGCAAGCUGCGCCUGCGCCGCGGGCGCGCCGAGCCCGAGCAGCGCGACUCGGCGCUCAUCCUGCGCGGCAUGCAGGAGCAGGCCAACACGCAGCACGCCGCGCGCGACGGCGACCUGCCGCACAGCGAGCUCAAACCAAAACGCUGGGAUGAAAGCUUAGAAAAACCACCGUUGGAUUACUCCGAAUUCUUCGACGAAGACACCGGACAGACGCCCGGGUUACAGAUUUGGGAAAUCGAGAACUUCAUACCGGCUCCCGUCGACGAGGUCGCACAUGGAAAAUUCUUCGAAGGCGAUUGCUACAUCAUAUUGAAAACGUCCAUCGAGGAACAGGGGCAACUCUCGUGGGAUAUACAUUUUUGGAUCGGUUCCAAGGCAACUCUAGACAAGGGCGCGUGCGCGGCCAUGCACGCCGUGAACCUGCGCAACCUGCUGGGCGCCAAGCGCACGCAGCGCCACGAGCAGAACGACGAGUCGCCCGAGUUCCUGGCGCUGUUCCCCACGCCGCCCGUCUACAUCAACGGCAGCCGCACUCCCUCGGGCUUCUUCACCGUGGACGACCCGCACUACGUGACGCGCCUGUACCGCGUGCACGGCGCAGGCAGCUCCAUACACCUGGAGCCCGUCGCCGUGCGCGCCACCUCGCUCGACCCGCGAUACGUGUUCGUGCUGGACACCGGCCUCGUCAUAUACUUGUGGACCGGUAAAAAGGCGAAAAACACGUUGAAAUCAAAGGCGCGGCUUUUCGCGGAGAAGAUAAACAAGGAGGAGAGAAAAAACAAGGCGGAAUUAAUAUCGGAGCUCCCUGGAAAAGAAUCGAGAGGAUUUUUGCAGAUUCUGGAAUAUACGGAUGAAGAACCUUUCGUGGCUGAGGAGCACGUGCCGGAGGAGUUCACGUGGUCGCCUCCGCGGCUGUACCGCGUCGAGCUCGGCAUGGGCUACCUGGAGCUGCCGCAGGCAGGCGGAGUGCUGGAGCGGAACAUCCUCGCCACGAGGAACGUCUACAUACUGGACGCGCACCAGGACUUGUUCGUUUGGUUCGGCAAGAAGUCGUCGCGGCUGGUGCGCGCGGCGGCGGUGAAGUUGGCGCAGGAGCUGUUCGGCAUGGCGCCGCGCGAGCCGCACGCGCUCGUCACGCGCCUGCAGGAGGGCACCGAGACGCAGGUGUUCAAAACAUACUUCCUGGGCUGGGAGGAGGUGAUCGCAGUGGACUUCACUCGUACGGCGGAGUCUGUGGCGCGCACAGGCGCAGAUCUCGCCUCCUGGGCCAAGCAGCAGGAGACCAAGACGGAUCUUUCAGCGCUGUUUACACCCCGGCAACCAGCAAUGUCAGCGACGGAAGCCAAAACAUUGGCAGACGAAUGGAACGAGGAUCUAGAAGCUAUGGAAGCUUUCGUACUAGAGGGACGACAUUUCGUUCGUCUGCCUGACCAGGAGCUGGGCAUCUUCUACAGUUGCGAUUGCUACGUGUUCCUAUGUAGAUAUGUGGUUCCUGCUGAGGCGGAGGACGAUAGCUCCGGUUCGGGUGCAGCGGAGGUGGAGGCGGAAGCAGAGGCGGAGGCAGAGAGCGCGUCGUGGGUGGUCUACUUCUGGCAGGGCCGGCGGGCGCCCAACAUGGGCUGGCUGACCUUCACCUUCGGCCUGGAGCGCAAGUUUAAACAGCUGUGUCGUCGCCUGGACGUUGUGCGCACGCACCAGCAGCAGGAGAGCCUCAAAUUCAUGGCACACUUCCGGAGGCGGUUCAUCAUACGAGACGGGAAGAGGAAUCAGAAACCGACGGGCGAGCGGCCGCCGGUGGAGCUGUUCGAGCUACGCAGUAACGGCUCUGCGCUGUGCACGCGCCUCGUGCAGGUGAAGGCUGACGCCGCCAACCUCAACAGCGCCUUCUGCUACAUACUGAACGUGCCACUUGAAGGCUCCAAGGAGCAGUCUUCGGCAAUCGUGUACGCGUGGAUCGGUAGCAAAAGUGAUGCGGACUCCGCGAGACUCAUAGAACAAAUCGCCGACGAGAAGUUCAACAACCCUUGGGUCAGCCUACAGGUGUUAGCCGAAGGCAGUGAGCCUGACAACUUUUUCUGGGUUGCGCUUGGCGGACGGAAGCCGUACGACUCGGACGCCGACUAUCUUAACUUCACACGUCUGUUCCGAUGCUCCAAUGAGAAGGGAUAUUUCACUGUAUCCGAAAAAUGUACAGAUUUUUGCCAGGACGACUUAGCAGAUGACGAUAUAAUGAUAUUGGACAAUGGUGAGCAAGUGUUUCUGUGGCUUGGAGCUCGGUGUUCCGAGGUUGAAAUCAAGCUGGCAUAUAAAUCUGCUCAGGUAUACAUCCAACACAUGAAGACGAUGCAGCCAGACAGAACGCGGAAACUGUUUCUCACACUGAAGGACAAGGAGUCGCGACGGUUCACUAAGUGCUUCCAUGGUUGGGGAGAGCACAAGAGGCCUCCUGAAUAACAUGAUCAAUUCUUCUCGUUAUUUAUAAAAGUCCAUAUAAAAAAAUAUUUAUCAAACAAAUAAGAAAGAAUUUCAUUUACUGGUUCUGAUUCUGCUGUAUCUCUUAAUUUACAGGCUUAAUCAUUUUUAUAUCUCUUUUUCGAUUCAAUUCGAUUCGAUUCAAGGGACAAAAAAAGGCCAUCAAAUAAAGCAUUAUGCUUUAAGGAAAAUAUAGUCAUUUAAAUUUGUUCAGUUGUCAAUUGUAUACAACAGAAUCAAAACCAUUGGGAAGUUCAUUGAUAAAAAUAUAGGUGAAAUAUAUAUAAUUCAACGAUAUCUUCGUAUUAUCAUAUUGUAAAAUUGUAUGACAACUUUUAAUUUUUACAUUUAAAUUAUUGACAUAAAUUUUUUCUACUGUUAUUUUGAAAGAAUUUGAAAAAUAUUUCUAAAUCGGUAAAAAUAAGAAAUAACAAUAUAGCUCAUCCUUUGGUGUAUCAUAACCACAAUGUAAACAUAUAAAUCAUAUUUUAUUUGCACUAUUUACGCUUUUUUUAAUCUUAUCAGUUAAAAUGUAUUCCUCAAUGCUAAAGACUACAGAACAUAAUUGCUUUUAAUGUAAUAAUUACGGUAUAAUAUCCAUGCUCUUUGCUUCAAUUUUAUCAUCAUAAUACAAGACAAUUACUGUGGGUAGGGCCAAUUGGUCUAGGGAGUUGUCACCUAGUAAAUAGUUGUUCCAAAACUACACACCAAUGCUUUACAUUACUCGUAAGGAAUGAUGAAUAAUUUCACACAAGGAAUUUAACGUCUCGGACACCACAACCAUUGUUCUAUCAUAAGAAGGUCUUUAUUUCAAAGGCAAGUGGAGUAAAGAUAAACAAACCUUAGAUUUACAUUUUCAAUGUGAUUUGCUAAUGUUUCUAAUAUAUUAUGAACUAAAAACAGUCCUUGAUUUAUAUAUAACUUAACUGCUUAUAUCUACUUUAUAUUACCUACAAAGUUUACAACUUUACAAUUUUUUUCAUGAAUACCAAGACUAUUUUGAUUACAUCCAUCAUUGGAUGUAAUCAAAAGAGUCGUAUCAAAAUAAAAUCGUAGUUGUUAAUUUACCUUUACUCCUCCGGCUAUUGGAAUCUAUUACAGACCAGUUCCAUUUUUUGGGAAUAGUAAUAAAUAUCUGGUUUGUAUAUAUGUACUGCAGUGCCUACUCAACUACGACUCUAUUGUUUGAUGAUUACUAUUUAUAUAAAUUAAAAUACUUGACGGCAGUAUUGCUUUUCUGAAAUACAGUAUAAUAUAUCUUUAGACAAAAUAUGUAUUCAGUAUUGAAUUAGUUAAAAUAUAUACAUUUUUAUUCACAGGCAAGUAUACAUGUCUGAGCGUUUCUGAACAUUGGAGAUUUUAUUUAAAAAGUCAAUCCUUUUUAGGAUAAGACCAAACUAUUUACAGUUUAGUAAAACCUCUUUUAUAAUAGUAAUAUAUCAAUGUGAAACAACACAACAAUAUUAAUAAUGAAAAUUUUAUAAAUGUUAAGUAUUAUUUAUCACAAACUCAUAU